Messenger RNA from Brachypodium distachyon (stiff brome), 1501 nucleotides. RefSeq names its product serine/threonine-protein phosphatase PP1. The record is from RefSeq and is a predicted model, not a curated record. Lineage: Eukaryota; Viridiplantae; Streptophyta; Magnoliopsida; Poales; Poaceae. The transcript is spliced from 4 exons. Gene Ontology annotation, molecular function: protein serine/threonine phosphatase activity. Gene Ontology annotation, cellular component: cytoplasm; nucleus. The coding region runs from base 72 to 1049 and encodes 325 amino acids.
CACCCUCCAUUUCUAUUCCUCCUUUUCCGUCUCCGUCGCCGUCGAGGGACCUCAGGGGAAGAAAGAACAAGAUGAUGAUGACACGGGCGUCAAUGGGGGCCAUGGACGGGGCGGCGUUGGACGAGGUGGUGCGGCGGCUAGUCGAGGGAGGCCGCGGGGGUCGCCAGGUGCAGCUCUCGGAGGCGGAGAUCCGCCAGCUCUGCGUCGAGGCCAAGAGGGUCCUCCUCUCGCAGCCCAACCUCCUGCGCAUCCACGCGCCCGUCAAGAUCUGUGGUGAUAUCCACGGUCAGUUUGUUGAUCUUCUGAGGCUGUUCGAUUUAGGUGGCUAUCCUCCAGCUUCAACUUAUCUUUUCCUUGGAGACUACGUGGAUAGAGGCAAACAAAGUUUGGAAACCAUAUGUCUGCUUCUGGCAUAUAAAGUGAAGUACCCUGAUAAGGUUUUCCUGUUAAGGGGAAACCACGAAGAUGCAAAAAUUAACAGAGUUUAUGGUUUCUAUGAUGAAUGCAAGAGGAGAUUCAAUGUUCGUCUGUGGAAGAUAUUCUGUGAUUGCUUCAACUGCUUGCCUAUGGCAGCACUUAUUGAUGACAAGAUAUUCUGCAUGCAUGGUGGCCUCUCACCUGAAUUGAAUAGCUUAGAUCAAAUAAAGGAUAUCGAGAGGCCUAUUGAAAUUCCUGACUACGGUCUUCUGUGUGAUUUGCUUUGGUCUGAUCCUAGUGCUGACACACAAGGGUGGGGGGAGAGUGAUAGAGGUGUUGCUUGCACUUUCGGUGCAGAUAAGCUUGUAGAGUUUUUGGAGAAGAAUGAUCUUGACCUUAUAUGCCGAGCACAUCAGGUGGUAGAGGAUGGAUACGAGUUCUUUGCGGAAAGGAGAUUAGUCACGAUCUUCUCAGCUCCAAACUACUGUGGAGAAUUUGAUAAUGCGGGUGCUCUGUUGAGCAUAGAUGAGAGCUUAAUGUGUUCUUUCCAGAUCUUGAAGCCAAAAGAAACAGGCGCACCACAUUCAAGAAAACCAAAUACAAACAAGGCACCGAGAGCGGAAGAUGGUUAACUUCGUAUCCAGUCACAUAGUCAUAACUGUUGUCAGCUCGAAGGGGGUGAUCUCCUAUAUCUCAGAUCCACCAGGGCAUGGCAUUAGAAGCACUCUCCAGCCCAGUUCUCUUACCCUCUCCGCUACUUGCUGGCGGUACUGCACUCUUCUGUAUAGCAGUGUCUGGCUCGCAUUCUUGUUGUGGAUGCAGUAAUUUCGUUGUUGUUAGUUUGUUAGUGUUGUUUCUUUUGCCUGAUUGCUGUGAGCUAUGUUUCCUUGACAAUGUAUGGUUGGUGGAGUUGUAUGCAGUUGACCCUGGCACCUGUGAAAAUUGAACGGGGUACGUUUUUGGUGUGUAGUUUGGUGAUCCCUCGGCUUGGAGCUGCACAAGCUACUUAGUACAUGCUCCCUACAAUUCACAAAACACAUUAUAUUUUUUUUCUCAUUUAUUUCUUAAUAUAGCUCAUUUCUCU